AUGGAUGUAUUAAUAGCAGCACUGGAUUACAUCGGCAGGUAUAAGUUUAAUAAAAAAUCCUUUCCAAUAAUUGAAAUAUGUAGCAUUCAGCAUGAAGCCUGUUCACUAAUGUUAAGGAAAAUUAUAUGUCCAUUUAAGGAAAAACCGAAAAAUGCAACCUAUGCUGCGAAGUCAGUAGCAGAGUAUACAGUGCGCUCCACAAUUUGUGCAAAACGACCAGCUAAUUGUUACUAUGAUACUACUGAAAUGGUAGCAGUAGCAACAAAGAGAAAUCUAGCAGCGUUUUUGAAAAAAGACCAAAUAAAUUGCUGUUAUGAAAACAUAUGCUUGUUUCAAGAGAAAAAAAUAGCGUGCAUCAAAAUUAAACGUCUGUGUAUUUUUAACGCGGUGUUGAUUUUAUCUAAACUAAUUUUAAUAUACUUGUUAUUAAUUCAAUUUGAUUUCCGGCUACUUCUCAUGUGCGCAUUUGAACAAGUAAAUAAGUGCGAGAGAAACAUUGCUUGUUUACUCAAAGCGUGUGCAUAUAUUUCUUUGAGUUUCUGUCAAUCCUCUCUACCACAAAAUACAUUGAGUAUUGGGGUAUUACUUUCCCUCUCAACAAUGCAACAGCCCUUGUUAGGUCAAUGGUCAUUUUUUAAUACGAGAGAACAUCAGAAUCCCAACGUCAAUUUUGCCGCAUUAUGUUUAGCAGAAGCCAAAACAGGCAGUCUUUUCGCAACAGAUGGCAAAUUUCAAAAAUGGGGAAAAAAUGUAGGUAUAUUAUAUCCUCUGGAAUGUCUGCAAACAUCGAAAAGUUUUGGUAUCCAAUUUUUCAAUAUUCAUAUUUUUUUACAUUCCAGCUUUUUGUUCAUUAAAUCCUGUAAUAAUUUUGGAGGUUUUGUUCAGGAGAACCAAAGUAAAAGUGGCACAAAAUUCACACAGAGAACAAACUCUAAUUCGACUUCUAAUAAAUCAAACGUCCAAAAAGAAAAAUUAGCAGGAAUUCUAACAAGCAUGAACACCAAUGACAAAUUAAAUUCCUUUUCCACAGAAAAAAUUGCAGCAGCUAUGGGAAGCAAAGUAGCCAAUAAGCAUAUAAAUGCGCGUUAUUCGUCGACUGUACUAAGCAAAUUGAAAUUACUUUCAAUCCCCAACUACAAGAAAUAUUCUGAAGUAUAUAACGGAAAAUUAAUGUGUUGCCCUAAGUCAAUAAUGAAUCUACAGUAG
Echinococcus granulosus is the source of this 1206-nucleotide messenger RNA. RefSeq lists its product as hypothetical. The transcript is spliced from 13 exons. The record is from RefSeq and is a predicted model, not a curated record. The coding region runs from base 1 to 1206 and encodes 401 amino acids. NCBI's taxonomy places the organism in Eukaryota, Metazoa, Platyhelminthes, Cestoda, Cyclophyllidea, Taeniidae.